Gryllus bimaculatus (two-spotted cricket) is the source of this 1969-nucleotide messenger RNA. NCBI's taxonomy places the organism in Eukaryota, Metazoa, Arthropoda, Insecta, Orthoptera, Gryllidae. The record is from the annotation of a GenBank genome assembly.
ACUUCCUCGUUGAACCUGUUGUCGUCGACGGUCCCGGAUGACGGCUUGACCAAGCUCUGAGGUUCCAUCCUGCAAUACAAAGUGGUCAUAACAAGUCGGCGUGUCAUGUAUGUUUUCUAACUGUCAGCUCACCUGUCCCAGUUUGUGUCCCAUUUUUCACUUGGGGUAAAAUUGGUGGUCCAAGAGGCAUACGCGUGCUUUUUAUUUUCGCUGUGAAAAAUAUAAUAAGACACCAAGGCACCUCCAACAGCGCUCGCCCCAGCAACAACGUAGUGCUUGAACUUGCCGAGAUGCGACAUUUUAUCUACACACGCCUACCGGCGGAAAAACCUUUCACUCCCUUAAUGAUAACGUCAAGGAAUGAGCAAAUUUCCUAGAACUACAUGACACUACUGCCACACAUAAACGCCGACGAAAGAAUUACAGAAUGUGUUGUACUUGUUAUCUUUAUUUUACGACCACGAUUCAGUUCACAACACAGCACGCGAUAACCGGCACACGCCCCUGAAGGUAACUCCUGUCUUGUGACUUCUUAUACUUCCGUGAUUACUGCGAUAAUAAUCACCAAGUUGUCGUUAGUCAGCUGUUCACCUGGCAAAAUCUUGUCACUGGAACUUCGAGCGUAUUGGAAGACCUUUGAAGAUUGACCAUUUUCGGUCAUUUUUGAUUCGAAUUACUUUUUGCAGUGAAAAAUCGUGAAAUCAAAUUUUAUUAUCUCUUACUUCAGUAGUGUGUUUGGUAGGUCUUGAAUUCUUAGUAGUUUUGAAGUACUUAAAGUAACGUGAGCAAUACGAGUAAGUUUAAAAUUGUGAUAAAUUCAACGUCUGAAGAUGUCGAAAACUGUGGAUAUGGAAUUAAAGAAGGCAUUCACGGAGCUGCAACAAAAAAUGUUGGAAACUACUCAGAAAUUGAAAUUGGCAGAUUUGCAGAUAGAAGCACUGAAGCGAAAUAUUCAACAUUCACUUCUAACAGACAAAGAAAUAUCAGCAUUGUCUCCUGAUACAAGGACUUACGAAACUGUUGGCCGAAUGUUUCUGCUUACUGAUAUUGCAGAUGUGAGGAAAAAUUUACAGAAGAAAUCUGACACUUACUCAGAAAAAAUCAAAUCUUUGGAGAACAAGAAGAAUUAUUUGGAACAGAAUUUGAAAGAUAGUGAGAACAAUCUACGGGAAAUGGUGCAGCAGCGCAAGGAAGCUGCGGAAAAUAGCUAGUGAUCUUCACCAAUAUUGCUUUUGACCCAUUUUCUCUUCUUAGAACAUUCACAAUUAUUGCUUACUAACUGAACCUUUGAACUUUAAUUAAAAUCUUAUUUUGUGAUGACCUGUGUGUAACACUUAAGCGAAGUGUUUCUUUUUUAACUUCAUCCAAGACAUUGUGACAUUUAACAUUGUUUUGCUUAUAAAUAUGUGUUGUGCGAGUGAUUUUGGAACAAAAUUUGAAGAACUGUGAACAAUGUGUGGAAUAAUGCAAAGAAACCACUAGUGACCAAUGUCUGCUUUGCUUUUUUCUAAUAUUUCUAAAUAUGAAAUCUUAAAUUGUUUAAUUUAAUUUUGGUCGUGAGAAAAUAAAAGAAGCCAUUGUUUCAAAAUAAUUUAAUUUGCAGUUUUAUGGGAAUUUUAAUGUAAUUCAAUUUUAUGAAGAUCCUCUAUCAGCUAUGUUUUAUCUUCUUCCAUACAGAUUUUAUAAUGUAUUUGACUGAAAUUUACCUGUAUUUAUCUUUUAUUAGCUUUCUGCAGCAGAAUGUCAUCUUUUCCUCAGAGCCCCAAAACCUUUGAAAUAUGGUUAAUUGCUCAAUACUAGCAGUAACCAUAAACUCAAGUAUUUUUUGCUGAAAUAAUUUGUGGCACUUUAUCUAUUUUAAUACAGUUACGGUUUCGUUAAGUAAAAGUUGCAACACCCAAAUAUUUCGAAAUGUGAAGAACUUUCUGGCUGUUAAUUUUUUAAAUAUGUUACAAUUAAAUAACAUUUA